Messenger RNA from Armigeres subalbatus, 1933 nucleotides. RefSeq lists its product as uncharacterized. The transcript has a single exon. The coding region runs from base 203 to 1933 and encodes 576 amino acids. Gene Ontology annotation, cellular component: extracellular region. The record is from RefSeq and is a predicted model, not a curated record. Gene Ontology annotation, molecular function: chitin binding. Lineage: Eukaryota; Metazoa; Arthropoda; Insecta; Diptera; Culicidae.
GUCGCAUCGUUUUUCUAGACGAUCUUUGUUUGCAUGAAACCUCUCGCGUAAGACAAUAAAAGACGGCCACAUCCACACACACCCACUAUCUUGAACCGUUGAAUCGUACAUCAAAAUUGAAACUAAUUUAGUCGAAUUCUAGUGUGGCCAUUAGUUCAGUAGACUGCCCGAACGCGAUCUGAUCGUUACCUACUCAAAAACCAUGAAGUCGCUUCACUUGUGCGUGAUCAUCCUUGGGAUGAUCAUACUGCUCUCCAGAUUGUGUUACGCUUGGGAAUGUACCAAACCAGGCCGGUUUCGGGACCCGGAAGAAGGUGAAGAGAGCUGCAAUUUGUACGUUACUUGCAUUCCGGAUGGAGAAGGAUCUUUCGCGUUGAGAAACGAUCAGUGCAGUUCAGGAAAUUUGUUCAGCGAGAAGUACCAGCGAUGCAUAUCGGGAGAGUCUUGUGACAGUUUGGAAGACUUUUAUUCAAUUGAAUACGAUUGUAAGGAAUGCGGAAAGUUUGUAAAUGUUAAAUCUCAGGACUGCAGGCAGUUUGUGAACUGUUUGAAAACGAAAGACCCCGGAGUAUUUGUUCCGAUCAAGCAAAACUGUCCGAAGGAUCAAGUAUUUUCAGCAAAAACGUUAACAUGUGUGGACGAGAGCGACUAUCAGUGUCCUCCAACAGUAUUGAAGUUUUUGUCAGACUUUGUAUGUCUGGGGGUAGGACAGUACCCUGAUGAAUCCGUUCCAAACUGUCGAGGUUAUCGAUUGUGCUCACGGUCAAAAAAUGGGUCACUUGUUUCGGAAAACUUCUUGUGCGAAAAUGAUACAAUUUAUUCGGAAACUGAUAAGAACUGCGUAUCACCUGAAGAUUAUGAUUGUCCCGAUGACGGAACGGACGACUUCGAAUGCCCAGGAGUUGGAAGAUAUCCAGACAAGGUAUCAAAAACAUGUGAGACCUAUCACAACUGUGUGGAAAACUCUAGGGCGGAGUUGAAAGCCACCUUAUCGACGUGUCCCGGUGGAACAAUUUUUUCGGCAAUCACUUCUAAAUGUGUCUCUGCGUCGGAGUAUGUUUGUCCAACCGCACUUGCUGAAUUGGAACUAUUCGAGCAGCAGUCGGUGAAUGAGCCCAGCAUUGCACGACGAAUUGCAAAUGAAGCGGAAAUCAAUGAUUGCGCGGAAUCAGGGAGGUUUGCUAACAAUAAUGAUCAAUUAUGCAAGACUUACUAUUUGUGUUCUCGCGAUCCUGAAGGAAAUUGGUUCAAGCAACUGGUUCGAUGCCCAACUGGAACAGUUUUCUCACCGGAACAGAAACGUUGUUUAGGUAACACAGAAGAUGUUUGUCCAACUUUGACAACCGUCGAGCAGCCAACAACGCCUACUUCGACGACGGGUGAAUUAUUGCCGGCUGAGUGCGUUGGAGCCGGUCGAUCUCCCAAUCCGGAAGAUGAGGCGUGCAAAACGUUCUAUUUGUGUUCUUUAAACUCCUACAAUGAACUUGUUCGUGCUCUAUUCCGAUGCCCUGAAGGAUCCGUGUUUUCAACGGAAACCAAUAAAUGCGUAAAAAACGACGGUACUUUUGAAUGUGGGCGUGUUUCUGAAUCUUCCACAGAAGACAGUUUCGACCAAUCUGGAGAUGGAUUGAGUCCAACAUCGCCUAUCCAAACAUCGGAUCUGGAAUCAACAGACGUCACAGAAACAGUACCGAUAACGAUAGAAGCAGAAACGGUGAAUACUGUUGUCACAGUGGCAACUGUAUCUUACGAAUAUCCCUGCACGGCAACGGGUCGCUUUGCAGACAUCAAUUCCAUUGAUUGUAGGUCGUACUUUUUGUGCGCGGAAGAUGAUUCCGGAUCUAUAAUUUCUACGCACCUGCACUGCCCGUCCGGAAUGGUGUUUUCGAGAAAUAACAACAAAUGUGUGGCAUCGACAAGGAAUUUUUGUUAG